This is a messenger RNA of Striga hermonthica, 6384 nucleotides long. NCBI's taxonomy places the organism in Eukaryota, Viridiplantae, Streptophyta, Magnoliopsida, Lamiales, Orobanchaceae. The record is from the annotation of a GenBank genome assembly.
AUGAAGGCUGGGAGUGCGGCCAAGCUUAUUGUUGAUGCCCUGCUGCAGAGGUUUCUUCCUCUUGCUAGGCGUCGCAUUGAAACUGCUCAAGUUCAGGAUGGACAGUACCUUCGGCCAUCAGACCCGGCUUAUGAGCAAGUAUUAGAUUCUUUAGCAAUGGUUGCACGACACACACCUGUACCCUUAUUGGAAGCUCUGUUGCGCUGGAGAGAAAGUGAGUCUCCAAAAGGCGCGAAUGAUGCAUCGACCUUUCAGAGAAAGCUGGCAGUUGAAUGCAUAUUUUGUUCAGCUUGUAUCCGCUUUGUGGAGUGCUGCCCACAAGAAGGACUUACAGAAAAACUUUGGAUUGGGCUUGAGAAUUUUGUCUUUGACUGGCUAAUCAAUGCAGACAGGGUUGUUAGCCAAGUUGAGUAUCCUUCCCUUGUUGACUUAAGGGGACUUCUCCUGGACUUAGUUGCCCAACUACUUGGUGCUUUGUCACGUAUCAGAUUUAGUUCUGUGACCGAACGCUUUUUCAUGGAACUGAAUACUCGCCGGAUUGAUACCAGUGUUGCACGAAGUGAAACGCUUAGUAUUAUCAACGGGAUGCGGUACCUUAAGCUUGGGGUCAAAACAGAGGGUGGUCUAAAUGCGUCAGCCUCUUUUGUUGCUAAGGCUAACCCUUUACAUCGUGCACCUCACAAGCGUAAAAGUGAACUUCAUCAUGCACUGUGCAACAUGCUUUCAAAUAUACUAGCUCCACUUGCUGAUGGUGGGAAAGGUCAGUGGCCUCCUUCUGGUGUUGAACCUGCACUCACCUUUUGGUAUGAUGCUGUUGCACGAAUAAGGGCAAAUCUGAUGCAUUGGAUGGACAAACAGAGUAAACACAUAUCUGUUGGUUACCCUUUGGUGACACUCCUGCUGUGUCUUGGUGAUCCUAAUAUAUUCCUCAGUAACUUUGGCUCUCAUAUGGAACAAUUAUAUAAACAUCUGAGGGAUAAGAAUCACCGCUUCAUGGCCUUAGAUUGUCUACAUCGUGUCUUAAGGUUUUACUUGGGCGUUCAUGGUGAUACACAACCUCCAAAUCGUGUAUGGGAUUACUUAGACAGUGUUACCUCUCAACUUGUAACAAUCCUGAGAAAAGGAAUGCUCACUCAGGAUGUCCAACACGACAAACUUGUGGAAUUUUGUGUGACUAUUGCAGACCAUAACCUUGAUUUUGCCAUGAACCAUACGAUACUUGAAUUGCUGAAGCAAGAUAGUCCUGAAGCGAAGGUUAUUGGUCUCCGCGCUUUGCUUGCCAUUGUUGUGUCUCCUACUAGCCAACACGUUGGCUUGGAAAUUCUUCAUGUUCAUAAUAUUGGUCACUACAUUCCUAAAGUGAAGGCUGCAAUUGAAUCCAUUCUGAGAUCUUGUCAUAAAACUUAUAGUCAGGCUCUGCUUACUUCUUCAAGGACUACAAUAGAUGCUGUCACGAAAGAAAAGUCUCAGUGGUACCUUUUCCGCUCAGUCCUUAAGUGCAUACCCUACUUGAUUGAAGAAGUUGGCCGGAGUGACAAAAUCACGGAAAUAAUUCCACAGCACGGUAUCAGCAUCGACCCGGGAGUUCGUGAGGAAGCCGUUCAGGUUCUGAACCGGAUUGUAAGAUACCUUCCCCAUCGCCGUUUUGCAGUCAUGAGAGGGAUGUCGAAUUUCAUCCUUCGUCUUCCAGACGAGUUCCCUCUUCUGAUUCAGACGUCUUUGGGUCGCCUUCUUGAGCUCAUGCGUUUCUGGAGAGCGUGUCUCGCGGAGGACAUGAUGGAGCAGCAUGAGACUCCUGACUCCAAGCGCCUGCAGAGGAACGAGGGGCUGAAGAGGUCAUCUUUCAAGCAGCCUCAGGAGGCAAUUGAGUUCCGUGCUUCAGAGAUAGAUGCAGUUGGGCUUAUAUUCCUUAGCUCUGUCGACAGUCAGAUUAGGCAUACCGCUCUGGAGCUACUGCGUUGUGUGCGUGCUUUAUGGCAUGAUAUACGCGAACUCUCGAUGCAAGAGAGGCCGGACCAUGUCGCGAGAACUGAACCCGAGCCAAUAUUCAUUAUUGACGUUCUAGAAGAAAAUGGGGAUGAUAUUGUGCAAAGCUGUUAUUUUGACUUUGGUCGUCCUUUCGAUCUGAACCGAGAGUCUGAUGUUGUUCCUUCUGAUGUGACUCUUCAGUCUAUACUAUUUGAGAGCCCUGAUAAGAACAGAUGGGCCCGAUGCGUAAGUGAGAUUGUCAAAUAUGCUGCUGAACUAUGUCCUAGUUCUGUUCAGGAAGCAAAGUUAGAGGUUAUUCAACGCCUUGCUCAUAUUACUCCGGCCGAAUUGGGUGGAAAGGCUCAUCAGUCGCAGGACAUAGACAAUAAGCUAGAUCAGUGGCUCAUGUAUGCAAUGUUUGCAUGCUCAUGUUCGCUGAAUGGUCGGGAAGGUGGGGGUUCCGCACCGACAAAAGAACUAUUCCAUCUGAUUUUUCCUUCCCUCAAAUCUGGUUCUGAAUCACAAGUACAUGCAGCCACCAUGGCACUUGGCCACUCGCAUUUGGAUAUAUGCGAAAUAAUGUUCAGCGAGCUUGCCAUAUUUAUAGAUGAAGUUUCUCUAGAAACCGAGGGAAAGCCAAAGUGGAAGAGUCAAAAAUCUCGCCGUGAAGAACUCCGUGUCCACAUUGCAAAUAUAUAUCGCACAGUUGCUGAGAAAAUAUGGCCUGGGAUGCUUGGCCGCAAGCCAGUUUUCCGACUUCAUUACUUGAAGUUCAUUGAUGAAACAACUCGACAGAUUUUGACUUCGCCUCCAGAGAAUUUCCAAGAGAUGCAACCCCUGCGAUAUUCACUUGCUUCUGUUCUGAGAUUUUUGGCUCCAGAAUUUGUUGAUUCAAAGUCGGAGAAAUUUGACGUUAGGACAAGAAAGAGACUUUUCGAUCUCCUUCUCUCCUGGGGUGAUGAUACUGGUGGCACGUGGAAUCAGGACGGUGUUAGUGAUUAUAGGCGUGAAGUUGAGCGCUACAAGUCCAGUCAGCACUCGCGGUCAAAAGACUCGAUCGAUAAGCUGUCAUUUGAUAAGGAAUUGGCUGAACAGGUUGAGGCAAUACAAUGGGCUUCCAUGAAUGCAAUGGCGUCUCUGUUAUAUGGGCCUUGCUUUGAUGACAACGCGAGAAAGAUGAGUGGCAGGGUGAUCUCAUGGAUAAAUAGCUUGUUUAUUGAGCCUGCGCCUAGGGCUCCUUUUGGGUUUUCACCAGCUGAUCCAAGAACCCCGUCUUACUCGAAAUAUGCUGGAGAUGGUGGGCGAGGGACAACGAACCGUGAUAGGCAUAGAGGUGGUCACCAUCGAGUUUCUCUUGCAAAACUGGCUCUGAAGAAUCUACUCCUCACUAAUUUGGACCUCUUUCCUGCGUGCAUUGAUCAGUGUUAUUAUUCAGAUGCCGCAAUCGCUGAUGGCUACUUCAGCGUUCUGGCUGAGGUUUACAUGCGUCAAGAGAUACCAAAAUGCGAAAUCCAGAGGCUACUGAGCCUCAUCCUCUAUAAAGUGGUGGACCCAUCAAGACAAAUCCGUGAUGAUGCCCUUCAGAUGCUUGAGACUCUCUCCCUUCGAGAAUGGGCCGAGGAUGGAGUCGAGACCUCGGGAAGCUAUCGAGCUGCUGUCGUUGGCAACCUUCCUGACUCUUACCAACAGUUUCAAUACAAACUCUCUUGCAAACUCGCCAAAGACCACCCAGAAUUGAGCCAGCUUCUCUGUGAGGAGAUCAUGCAAAGGCAACUCGAUGCAGUGGACAUAAUUGCUCAGCAUCAAGUGUUGACAUGCAUGGCUCCUUGGAUCGAAAAUCUCAACUUUUGGAAAUUGAAAGACUCGGGAUGGAGCGAAAGGUUGCUAAAGAGCCUUUAUUAUGUCACGUGGCGCCAUGGUGACCAAUUUCCAGAUGAAAUCGAGAAGUUAUGGAGUACGAUCGCUAGCAAGCCAAGGAACAUAAGUCCCGUCCUUGAUUUUCUGAUCACAAAGGGAAUUGAGGAUUGCGAUUCGAAUGCGUCGGCUGAAAUAAGCGGAGCAUUUGCCACCUACUUCUCAGUUGCAAAGAGGGUCAGUUUGUAUUUAGCUCGGAUUUGCCCACAGAGAACCAUCGACCACCUUGUUUACCAAUUGGCUCAACGCAUGCUUGAAGAUACAGUUGAACCACUAAGAGCCACAGUCGCUAAUAACAAAGGGGACGCUCUAGGAGGAGGCGUCUUAGAAUUUUCCCAAACCCCUGCCACAAAUCAAAUCGCAUCUGUUGUGGACACCCAGCCUCCACACAUGUCGCCUCUGCUUGUUCGUGGGUCCCUAGACGGCCCACUCAGGAAUGCCAGUGGAAGCUUGAGCUGGCGGACGUCCGCCGUCGGCGGGCGGAGUGCUUCCGGCCCGUUAACCCCUAUGGCUCCGGAGCUUAACAUUGUUCCCGUUAGUGCCGGCCGGUCGGGCCAGCUCAUGCCUUCAUUGGUCAACAUGUCAGGCCCACUAAUGGGUGUAAGGAGCUCGACGGGAAGCUUACGGAGCCGCCACAUGUCGCGGGACAGCGGAGAUUACCUCAUCGACACCCCAAAUUCCGGUGAGGACAUUUUAUUGCACACUGGGGUGGGGGCCCACGGUGUCAAUGCUAAAGAACUCCAGUCGGCAUUACAGGGUCAUCAGCAGCACACAUUAACGCAAGCCGACAUCGCAUUGAUUCUUCUAGCAGAGAUCGCCUAUGAAAACGAUGAGGAUUUCCGGGAGCAUCUGCCUUUGCUCUUCCACGUGACGUUUGUCUCCAUGGACAGCUCGGAGGACAUCGUGCUCGAGCACUGCCAGCACCUGCUCGUCAAUCUCCUUUACUCGCUUGCCGGUCGGCACCUGGAACUGUACGACGUCGAGAACAGCGAGGGGGAGAACAAGCAGCAGGUUGUUAGCCUGAUUAAGUACGUGCAAUCCAAACGGGGAAACAUGAUGUGGGAAAAUGAGGACCCCACUGUCGUUAGAACCGAACUCCCAAGCGCUGCCCUCCUAUCCGCUCUCGUCCAGAGCAUGGUGGAUGCCAUCUUCUUCCAGGGUGACCUUAGAGAGACCUGGGGUGCUGAGGCCCUCAAGUGGGCCAUGGAGUGCACGUCCAGACACCUCGCGUGCAGGUCCCACCAAAUAUACCGCGCGCUGCGACCGCGCGUCACGAACGAUGCAUGCGUGUCCCUCCUUCGCUGCCUGCACCGUUGCCUCGGAAACCCCAUCCCUUCUGUCCUGGGGUUCGUGAUGGAGAUCCUGCUCACACUGCAGGUGAUGGUGGAGAACAUGGAGCCCGAGAAGGUUAUCCUCUACCCGCAGCUCUUCUGGGGCUGUGUGGCCAUGAUGCACACCGACUUCAUCCAUGUCUACCGUCAAGUCCUCGAGCUCUUCUCCCGCGUCGUUGACCGCCUCUCCUUCCGCGACACCACCACCGAGAACGUCCUUCUCUCCAGCAUGCCGCGUGACGGCCCCGACGCUGAUGGCGUCAGUGUGCGGGUUCCACAGUUUGAGGGUGUGCAGCCCCUCGUCCUCAAGGGCCUCAUGUCGUCUGUUAGCCACGAAGCCUCGAUCGAGGUCCUCACGCGUUUGGCUUCCCCCUCGUGCGACUCCAUCUUCGGCGCUCCUGAGACCCGGCUGCUGAUGCACAUCACGGGGAUUCUCCCGUGGCUCUGCCUGCAGCUGGCGGGGGGCCCGGCACAGGUCAGGGCGCGUGGCGCCGCAGCCUCUGUGGCUGCGUGGUGCCGGGCUCGGUCGAUGGACGAGCUGGCAACCGUGUUCGCUGCGUAUGCGUCGGGGGAGAUCCGGGGCAUCGAGAACCUACUUGCGUGCGUCUCUCCCCUGAUGUGCGGCGAAUGGUUCCCGAGGCACUCGGCCCUUGCGUUCGGGCACCUGCUGCGGCUGCUCGAGAGGGGGCCUGCCGAGUACCAGCGGGUCGUGCUCCUCAUUCUCAAGGCCCUGCUGCAGCACACUCCCGUUGACGCUGCUCAGAGCCCCCACAUGUACGCCAUCGUUUCCCAGCUUGUUGAGAGCACCCUCUGCUGGGAGGCGCUCAGCGUCCUCGAGGCCCUCCUACAGAGCUGUAGCUCCCACCACCCGCACGAUCACCCGCUGCCAGGCUUCUUCGAGAAUGGGUUUAGCGGUGCGGAUGAGAAGCUCCUUGUGCCACAGACGUCGUUCAAGGCCCGGAGCGGGCCCCUGCAGUUUGCAGCGGGGGUUGGGCCGGGUCUGGCGCCUUUUGGGCAGGGUAGUGUGAGUGACUCCAGUGCUUCAGCUAAGGAACUGGCUUUGCAGAACACCCGAUUGAUGUUGGGUCGCGUGCUCGACAGUUGUGCGCUCGGCAGACGGAGGGACUAUAGAAGGCUUGUUCCAUUCGUGACCACCAUUGGGAACCCGUAA